Molecule: messenger RNA, 2301 nt
Organism: Lipotes vexillifer (Yangtze River dolphin)
Lineage: Eukaryota; Metazoa; Chordata; Mammalia; Artiodactyla; Lipotidae
Gene: TBC1D16
Product: TBC1 domain family member 16
Exons: 11
Coding region: 1-2301 (766 amino acids)
Biological process (GO): activation of GTPase activity
Cellular component (GO): early endosome
Molecular function (GO): GTPase activator activity
Source: RefSeq, a predicted model, not a curated record
AUGUCUCUGGGCCGCCUCCUUCGCCGGGCCUCCUCCAAAGCCUCGGACCUCUUGACCCUCACCCCCGGUGGUGGCGGUGGGCCCCCUUCCGUCCUGGAUGGGGAGAUCAUCUACUCCAAGAACAAUGUCUGUGUGCACCCGCCGGAAGGGUUGCAGGGGCUCGGGGAGCACCACCCAGGCUACCUGUGCUUGUACAUGGAGAAGGAUGAACUGCUGGGGGCCACCCUCAUCCUCGCAUGGGUCCCCAACUCCCGGAUCCAGAAGCAGGACGAGGAGGCGCUGCGUUACAUCACUCCCGAGAGCUCCCCUGUGCGCAAGGCACCCCGCCCUAGGGGCCGGCGUACCCAGAGCUCGGGGGCACCCCCCCCGCCGUCCCCCAUGGAGCCCAGGCCCACCCUAAUCCCCAGAGAUGAGGACAUCCUGGUGGUGGCCCAGAGCAUCCGAGACCCCGAGCGUGUCAGCCCUUCGCCCGAGGACGGGGAGAAGCUGGCCCUGGGCUUGGGGACAGACAGCUCCCUCCUGGCCUCUCAGCCGGCCCACAGCGACUCGGGAAUCUUGUCGGCGGUCAGUUCGCAGGACGGGAUGGAAGAGGUCCGGGAGCCGCGACCCGAGGCGGGCGAGGAGGAGGGCUCCUUGGAGCUGUCGGCCGAGGGUGUGAGCAGGGCCAGCUCCUUCGACUCGGACUCGGAGGCCUUCUCUUCACCCUUCUGCCUCUCGCCCAUCAGCGCCGCCCUCGCAGAGAGCACCAGCUCCGUGUUCCUGGAGAGCGAGAGCGGCUCCCCCUCCAGCGUGGACGCCCACCUGCAGUUCCCGGACAGCAGUGGCCUCCUGCAGCCCCCGCGCUGGGACGAGCCGCAGCGAGCCUGCGCCUUGGAGCAGAUCUGCGGUGUGUUCCGAGUGGACUUGGGUCACAUGCGCUCCCUCCGCCUCUUCUUCAGUGAUGAGGCCUGCACCAGCGGCCAGCUGGUCGUCGCCAGCCGGGAAAGCCAGUACAAGGUGUUCCACUUCCACCACGGUGGCCUGGAUAAGCUGCCCGACGUGCUUCAGCAAUGGAAAUACUGCACAGAGACGCACCUCAAAGACCAGCAGGUCGCCGACGAAAAGACGUGCAUGCAGUUCUCCAUUCGGCGUCCCAAACUGCCGUCUUCCGAGACGCACCCCGAGGAGAGCAUGUACCGACGGUUGGACGUCGCGGCCUGGCUCCGCCACCUGAACGCGCUGGGCCAGGUGGAGGAGGAGUACAAGCUCCGCAAGGCCAUUUUCUUCGGCGGCAUUGAUGUGUCAAUCCGGGGGGAGGUCUGGCCCUUCCUGCUGCGUUAUUACAGCCACGAGUCGACGUCGGAGGAGAGGGAGGCGCUGCGGGUGCAGAAGAGAAAGGAAUACGCCGAGAUCCAGCAGAAAAGGCUCUCCAUGACCCCUGAAGAGCACAGAGCGUUCUGGCGGAACGUGCAGUUCACCGUGGACAAGGAUGUGGUACGGACAGAUCGAAGCAACCGGUUCUUCCGAGGAGAAGGCAAUCCCAAUGUGGAGAGCAUGAGGUACCACCUNNNNAACUAUGCGGUAUACAACCCAGCCAUCGGCUACUCCCAGGGCAUGUCGGACCUGGUGGCACCCAUCCUGGCCGAGGUCCUGGACGAGUCAGACACCUUCUGGUGCUUUGUGGGUUUGAUGCAGAACACGAUCUUUGUCAGCUCUCCUCGGGAUGAGGAUAUGGAGAAACAGCUGUUGUACCUGCGGGAGCUGCUGCGGCUGACGCACCUGCGUUUCUACCAGCACCUGGUCUCACUGGGCGAGGACGGCCUGCAGAUGCUCUUCUGCCACCGCUGGCUGCUGCUGUGCUUCAAGCGGGAGUUUCCCGAGGCUGAGGCUCUGCGGAUCUGGGAGGCCUGCUGGGCCCACUACCAGACGGAUUAUUUCCACCUUUUCAUCUGUGUGGCCAUUGUGGCCAUCUACGGGGAUGAUGUCAUUGAGCAGCAGCUGGCCACCGACCAGAUGCUUCUGCACUUUGGAAACCUGGCCAUGCACAUGAAUGGGGAGCUUGUUCUCAGGAAGGCAAGGAGUUUGCUCUAUCAGUUUCGCCUCCUGCCGCGGAUCCCCUGCAGCCUGCAUGACCUGUGCAAGCUGUGUGGGACUGGCAUGUGGGACAGUGGUUACAUGCCCGCCGUGGAGUGCACAGGCCAGCACCCGGGGUCUGAGAGCUGCCCAUAUGGGGGCACUGUGGAGACGCCCUCGCCCAAGCCCCCCAGAGAAGGCAGGAGGGGCCCAAAGACGCCCCGGGAAGGCUUCGGUUUCCGCAGAUAG